Messenger RNA from Alligator mississippiensis (American alligator), 7734 nucleotides. It is a transcript of the gene EIF4G3, whose product is annotated as eukaryotic translation initiation factor 4 gamma 3. Bases 296 to 5851 code for a protein of 1851 amino acids. The transcript has 37 exons. Gene Ontology annotation, cellular component: eukaryotic translation initiation factor 4F complex. NCBI's taxonomy places the organism in Eukaryota, Metazoa, Chordata, Crocodylia, Alligatoridae. Gene Ontology annotation, molecular function: translation initiation factor activity; mRNA binding; protein binding. The record is from RefSeq and is a predicted model, not a curated record.
GGCGCCAUGUUUGAUGCUCCGCUGCUCCAGUGAGGAGAAUCCGCCGGCAUCGCCCCGCAGCCGCCACCGCCGAGGGCGCCGCUGCCCCCGGGGAGGGGGCCCGACACCCUCCGCCGCCGCCGGCGGCCCAUGAGCAGCGCGGCCUGAGCGGCGGCGCCCGCCCGCCCGCCCGAGGCGCGUUGUCACGGAGACCGGCCGGUGGUGCUGGCCCGCCGGGCUGCCCCUGCCCCCGCCGCCGCGGCCCGGCUCCCCCCCGGCCCCGCUCCCCGCCGGGGGGUGGUGGCUGCGCGUGGCCAUGAGUGUCCCGCAGAAGGCGGCUCUGAAGCCCGGCUCGGCGGCGGCGGGCAGCGGGGCGGCGGCGGCGGCGCCGGGGCCGCCUCCCCCCGCGGCUCCCCCUCACCCGGCGGCCGCGGGGGCGCCUCCUCCGCACCCCGCCAUCCGGGCCUUGCCGCCCCAGCCGCCCCAACAAAUUCCCAGAGGUCCUGUGCAGCAGCCCCUCGAGGAUCGGAUCUUUACGCCGACAGUCUCAGCUGUGUACAGCACUGUAACACAAGUAGCAAGACAGCCGGGCCCUCCUGCCCCAUCCCCUUACUCUGCACAUGAAAUAAAUAAGGGACACCCAAAUCUUGCUGCAACACCUCCGGGACAUGCAUCGUCCCCUGGACUUUCACAGGCUCCGUACCCCUCAGGACAGAAUGCAGCUCCAACCACGUUGGUGUACCCCCAAGCCCCUCAAACAAUGAACACACAGCCUCAAACGCGCUCUCCGCCCAGCAGAACAGUGCCAAUACAUUGCACAGACAACUGGAAGAGGAGGAAGGUUUUGGAACAGAGUCCGGUUUACAGGUCCCUGGCUGGAAGAGGCUGGAUAAAAUACUGCAUUUUUGCAGCGGGGCCUCGACCUGCCCAUCACCAGGGAGGAUUCAGACCCAUUCAGUUUUUUCAGAGGCCUCAAAUACAGCCUCCAAGAGCUACCAUCCAGAACAGCAGCCCUUCCAUCCGUCCUGGUGCGCAAACACCAACUGCAGUGUAUCAAACCAACCAACACAUCAUGAUGGUUAACCACCUGCCAAUGCCGUAUCCAAUGCCCCAGGGCCCCCAGUACUGUAUACCACAGUAUCGUCAUAGCGGUCCUCCGUACGUGGGGCCUCCGCAGCAGUAUCCUGUUCAGCCACCGGGGCCAGGCCCAUUUUAUCCAGGACCGGGUCCUGGAGAAUUCCCCAAUGCUUAUGGCACCCCUUUUUACCCAAGUCAGCCAGUGUAUCAGUCAGCACCCAUCAUAGUGCCUACACAGCAGCAGCAGCCUCCCCCAGCUAAGAGAGAGAAAAAAACGAUCCGAAUCCGGGAUCCAAAUCAGGGGGGCAAAGACAUAACAGAAGAAAUUAUGUCCGGAGGAGGCAGCAGAAACCCUACGCCUCCCAUCGUGAGACCCACCUCCACACCUACUCCACCUCAGCAGCUGUCCAGCCAGGUCCCAGAGCACAGCCCUGUGGUUUAUGCGACUGUUGAGAGCACUCCUCUCGCUGCCACCACCACAGUUACUGCGACUAGCGACCCGAAACAAGAAGAGAAGCCAAAACCAGAUCCAGUAUUAAAAUCUCCCUCCCCAGCCCUCAGACCAGAGCCCAGCGGAGAGAAGAAAGAUCAAGCUGGCCAGACGUCCGAGGCUGCUGUGGUAGAAACAACACCAGACGUUCCUCCAGCUGCCUCGCCACCCCCUGUUGCUCCUGUUGCGGUGGUUUCUGCCCCUCCUGCUGCUGCUGCUGCCCCUCCCGCUGCUGUCACCAUACCAAGUAAAUCUACACUCAUAGUUGACUCAGAGGAGAGAGAGGAACUACCUUCCCCAAAAGAGGAAGCAAUGCCUAUAUCCAAUGCCGCACCCUUCACAGAAACACCAGAUCCUUCACCAACAGAAGAAGCUGAUGUCGAAAUGUGCAAGGAGCCUAGUAGUGUAGCGCCUAGUGAUAUUCCAGUGACUGCUAGUACUAAUGUAAUUAAUGAAAUGAAUGGAGUUAGUGAAAAAGUGACUGCUACAGACAGUAUAGUAGACCUAGUCCAACAGGAGGAAGCACCAUUGACUGUUGAAUUGGAGCCGCCAGAAGCCCCACCUGCAGAAGUGGAUAGUGUAUCACCUGUCAUUGCUCUUCCCACUGCUCCUUCUCCUCCUCCCACCCCUCCUCCAACUCCUCCAUCUCCUCCUCCAGUUUCUGUUGCUGCUGCUGUUACCACUACAACUCCUCCUUCUCCAUCUCCUCCUCCUCUUCCACCUCCUGGUGCCCUCCCUGUUAUUCAGGGAGAUUUAGAAGGAGAGGAGAGCACAAGAACUACUAUUAGUGAAGAGGUAAAAGAUACUCAAAAGAAAGAGGACACGGAAGCAGAUGGACAACCAGAGGAAAUUGCAGAGUCUCCGAGUUUAAAUUCCAGAAAGAGUCCUGUACCAGCCCAAACAGCUGUAACUGCACCAAAGACGUGGAAGAAACCAAAAGAUCGGACCCAAGCCACUGAGGAGGUGUUAGAGGCGGAAACAGAGCCUAAAGUAGAAGAGGAACUUUCAGGUGACAAAGUACUUGAAUCUGAGCAGGAUAAAAUGAGCCAUGGGUUUCAACUGGAGAGAGACCCCUCUGAACUUAAAAAAACAAAAGCUGUGGAAGAAAACGGAGAGCAGGAAGCGGAGCCUGUACGUAAUGGUGCUGAGAGCGUGUCAGAGGGUGAAGGACCUGAUGCUAACUCGGGCGUCACAGAAGGUUCCACGGAAGGGCCAGUAUACCAGUAUAAACCAGAGCAGUGGAAACCCGUGGAUCCUGAAGGAAAGAAGCAGUAUGAUAGGGAGUUUUUGCUGGACUUCCAGUUCAUGCCUGCAUGUAUACAGAAGCCAGAAGGGCUGCCUCCCAUAAGCGAUGUGGUCCUCGACAAGGUGAGAGGAGACCCAAUAAAACAGAUUAAUCAGCCAAAAUUGCCAGUGAGAACUCUGGACCCUCGGAUAUUGCCUCGGGGACCAGAUUUCACACCAGCCUUUGCCGAUUUUGGGAGGCAAGCAUCCGGUGGAAGGGGCGUAUCUGGAAGUGCCUGCAAAAUGCAGAGCAACCCUGGAUUGCCUUCUCUGGCUCGAUGUGGUACCCCAGCAUGCCCUCUGUUGGUCUCGUCUCACCCACCAUUGAGGAACCUGCCGAUGGGGUUGUUGAAUGUUGGACCGAGGAGAUCUCAGCCAGGCCAGAGAAGGGAGCCCAGGAAGAUCAUCACUGUGUGUGUGAAAGAAGAUGUCCACUUGAAGAAAGCAGAGAAUGCUUGGAAGCCAAGCCUGAAAAGAGACAGCCAAGCCGAGGACCCAGAAAAUAUCAAGACCCAGGAGCUGUUCCGCAAGGUACGAAGCAUCUUAAACAAGCUGACGCCGCAGAUGUUCAAUCAGCUAAUGAAACAAGUAACGGACCUGACGGUAGACACAGAAGAGAGGCUGAAAGGAGUCAUUGACCUGGUCUUCGAGAAAGCCAUUGAUGAACCCAGCUUUUCUGUUGCUUAUGCAAACAUGUGUAGAUGUCUUGUGACGCUGAAAGUACCCAUGGCAGACAAGCCCGGGAGCACAGUCAAUUUCCGCAAGUUGUUACUGAACCGUUGCCAGAAGGAGUUUGAAAAGGACAAAGCUGAUGAUGAUGUCUUUGAGAAGAAGCAGAAGGAACUUGAAGCUGCUUCUGCUUCAGAAGAGAAGACACGGCUCCGGGAUGAGCUAGAGGAGGCCAGGGACAAGGCUCGGCGGAGAUCCAUUGGAAACAUCAAGUUCAUUGGCGAGCUCUUCAAACUGAAAAUGCUGACUGAGGCCAUCAUGCACGACUGUGUGGUGAAGCUGCUUAAGAACCACGAUGAGGAGUCCCUGGAGUGCCUUUGCCGCUUGCUGACUACCAUUGGCAAAGACUUGGACUUCGAGAAAGCAAAGCCUCGUAUGGACCAGUAUUUUAAUCAGAUGGAAAAGAUCGUGAAAGAGAGGAAAACGUCCUCCAGAAUUCGGUUCAUGCUUCAGGAUGUCAUAGACCUAAGGCUGUGCAACUGGGUAUCGCGGAGAGCAGAUCAAGGCCCUAAGACAAUUGAGCAGAUUCAUAAAGAAGCAAAAAUUGAAGAGCAGGAAGAACAGAGAAAGGUCCAGCAACUCAUGACCAAAGAGAAGAGGAGGCCAGGUGUCCAGAGGGUAGAUGAAGGCGGAUGGAACACCGUGCAGGGGGCGAAGAGCAGUCGAGUGCUGGACCCCACCAAAUUCCUUAAAAUCACUAAGCCCACAAUCGAUGACAAGAUUCAGCUUGUGCCUAAAGCCCAGUUGGGCAGCUGGGGGAAGGGCAGCAGUGGCGGAGCAAAGGCAAGCGAGAUUGACUCCUUACGACCAAGUGCCACUAGUUUGAACAGAUUUUCUGCGCUGCAGCCUCCAGUGUCAUCUGUAUCUGCCUCAUCUGCUUCCUCAGAGUUAGACUCUCGAAGGGCCUUAACUAGUCGUGGGAGCACAGGCAGAGAGAAGAAUGACAAACCGCUCCCAUCGUCAGUCACUCGUCCAAGCACCUUCUUGCGGGGUAGCAGCAGUAAAGAGCUGCUGCUAGAUAAUCAGGCGCAAGAAGAACAGCGGAGAGAGAUGCUAGAGACUGUGAAACAGCUAACGGGAGGCAUGGAGAUAGACAGAAACAGUGCGGAGGCAGACAGGAACAAAGCCAAGGAAACCGCCAAGCCAGAAACUGCCACAGCUCCGGUACAAGACAAGCCUUCGCUAUCAGAAGAGGAAAUGGAGAGAAAAUGCAAAUCCAUCAUUGAUGAGUUUUUGCACAUUAAUGAUUAUAAGGAAGCAAUGCAGUGCGUGGAGGAGCUGAAUGCGCAGAAUCUGCUGCCUGUUUUUGUGCGAGUCGGAGUGGAGUCUACCCUGGAGCGGAGUCAGAUCACCAGGGAUCACAUGGGCCAGUUACUACAUCAGUUGGUGCAGUCAGGAAAGCUAAGCAAGCAGGACUUCUUCAAGGGCUUUUCAGAUACUUUGGAGAUGGCAGAUGAUAUGGCCAUUGACAUACCCCACAUUUGGUUGUACCUAGCUGAAUUGGUGACCCCCAUGUUAAAAGAAGGAGGAAUCUCUAUGAGAGAACUUAUAACAGAAUUUAGCAAACCUUUACUUCCUGUGGGAAGAGCUGGGGUCUUGCUUUCUGAGAUAUUGCACCUUCUAUGCAAACAAAUGAGCCAUAAGAAAGUGGGAGCCUUAUGGAGGGAGGCUGGCCUCAGUUGGAAGGACUAUUUACCAGAAGGAGAGGACGUACACACCUUUCUCAUGGAGCAGAAAUUGGACUUCACAGAGUCCGACUGUUCCAGUUCCUCAGAAGCACUUUCAGAGAAAGAUCUCUCUGCUGAAGAGCUAAACAAACAGCUAGAGAAACUCAUUAUUGAGGACAAGACGAACGAUGAACAGAUCUUUGACUGGGUAGAGGCUAAUCUAGAUGAAAGCCAGAUGAGUUCACCUACAUUCCUUAGAGCUUUAAUGACAGCAGUUUGUAAAGCAGCUAUUAUAGCGGACUCGUCUAGCUUCCGUGUGGACACUGCUGUUAUCAAACAGAGAGUGCCGAUCUUACUCAAGUACCUAGACUCAGAUACAGAGAAGGAACUACAAGCACUUUAUGCACUACAAGCAUCAAUAGUAAAACUUGAUCAGCCUCCUAAUUUGUUGCGGAUGUUUUUCGAUUGCCUGUAUGACGAGGAGGUAAUAUCAGAGGAUGCCUUCUACAAGUGGGAAAGCAGCAAGGACCCGGCAGAGCAGAACGGGAAAGGAGUAGCACUGAAAUCAGUCACCGCGUUCUUCACGUGGUUACGGGAGGCGGAAGAGGAAUCAGAGGAUAAUUAAAACUUAAAAUACAGAAAACAAAGCAAACAAAGAAACAAUUUAAGUAUUUUUUUAAAAAGUUUCACGUCUUCGCCAAUCACAGUGCAGCAAGGCCAAUUCUCGCGCAGAACCCCCCCCUUCCCCCACACAUGCACGAGUGGGAGAGGAAACAAUAGAUAAACACAAAGGUGAUCAUGGAGGAAAUAAGGUACUUGAAAAAAAUAAGUAAACUUCAAACCUGAGGGCGGGAGCACUAAACCAAAACACAUGUAUUAUUUAUAGAAAAUAUUUUGUUUUAAUCUUUUUUUUUUUUUCCUUUCCUUUUUAAGCAAGGACUCAUACUUAAAAAACAGAUCUGUUUAGCAAAAAAUAAAAAAAAAAAACAGUUGAAAACUUUUAAUUUAUUAUUUUAAGAACUGCAAAUGCCAGUGUAAUUUUUAAAUUUGCAGUUUCUGUAAACAAAUUGUAUAAUAGAAGAAAAAAAAGCAGAAAAAUAAAUGUCCCUCCCCUUCAGAUGCACCUCAGUUUUGUUUCAAAGCAUGGUAGAUAGACAAAACUUUCAAGGGGGUUUGGGGUGAGCUAGGUGAGGAAGAGAUCCAAUUUUUUUUUUAAUUGUCAUCAGAUUUUUCUGCCUGCCUCUCCGCUUGCUUCAGAAAUUAAAAAGAAAAAAUAGUAAUCAAACGUACAUAACUUUGGAACAGGAGGAAAUGCAUUUGAGAAAACCGCUGUGGACCAGAGUGCUCCGAAAAAUAACUCGUUCAAAACAGUGCUACCCUGGGGAAAAAAAAGUACUAGUGAUACUUUCAAAUCCUUUAGAUCAACUUUAAGGCUUGUAAAUACAUAGAACAAAUAUUUAAAAACCGAAAGAAAUUGACUCAAUACUAUUUCUUUUCACUUUCAAAAUAUAAAGAACAAAAUAAAGACAAACAUUGCAAGUUUAAAGAAAGUAACGCGACUUCUCCUUUUGACAGCUCUGAAUGUGCACCGGCCCUGAGCGGGGCUGGCUUCGGCGCAGUGUAGAUUCUGGAUCCUGGUCUGCGUACAUCCCGCGUGUGUCUGUAUGUGUGUCUACCAAAAGGGGGAGAGCAUUUGCCGUAACUAGGGGCCUGCUGCCUGAGAAACCUUUUCAUGGCAAUGAGCAGCUAGCAAACGUAGGUCUGCCUGGUUUCAAAUGCACCAGCGUUAGGCUGGGAGAUGACCCGUGGGGCAUUCAUUAGCGCUCCUGGCUCAGUUGUGCAGCUGUGUGACCGCAGCGUGUCCUGCGACUUGGGAACGCUGGCAUUUUCUGGUGAUUUGUCAUAGUACUAGCUCUCUCAACAGGUUGUCGUCUUUCAAACAGAUAAAAUGACAUUCCUUCUCAAUGGCCUGUACCUCCAUUACCACCACAGUCCUUUGCAUCUGUCGGUUGCCAUGCUGUGUUUAAGAAACCCAGAGACCCGCAGGAAUGAAAAAAGAAAGCGACCUACUGCAUUAAACAAAAGAGGUGAAUGGAGUGCUAUGAGUGGUACAGUGCUCUUCCCAGCUCUGCCCAAAGGAAGCCUGGGCCCUGGCUUCUCUGGCACAGAUUAACAGUGGUUAAUGUCGGAGCGCGUGCUAGCUCUGUGCGAGGAUGACUCCAGCGUGCCCUGGUGCCAUACAGAGUACCGUCCUCAAAACUGAGCUGCCGUGUCUCACUUGAGCAACCAAAGAUGACCUGCUGGCUCUCACUGUGAAGAAGCGUCGACCGUUAUACAGUCUGCAAGCUUGGGAAGCCCUAAAACGUGGUGUGUGAACUGUGGUCCCUGGACCAUAAGUGACCUGUGGAGUGCUUGGUGGGGGGCUGUGGGGUGCUGGCAGGGCACAUGGUGCUGUUUCUUUCCAGCUGCUAAAUCACAUACAAAUACAUGAUUACUUUUCUAAUCUCA